UAAAAGAAUAAUCAAAUGGCAAGACGUUGCAGAAUUAUUCUAAAAGAUAUAAUAAAAGGAUUCAAGAAGCUGACAGACGAAGGGGAGAACAAGCAAUGGAUGGAGGACAUAAGAGGGAACCUGGCUAUGGUGGCCACCGUGAUCGCAACCGUAACCUUUCAAAUGGGACUGAAUCCACCGAGCGGCAUUGUCCAGAACGGUGAGGACGGGAAUGUAAGUUGUUCAAAGAUGGUUAAAUUAGGAGGAAGCAAUUAUGAAUGCCCCGGAAUAUCCGUUAUUGCAGGAGGUGAAAGAGGAUUUCAAUUCAGCGUAUUUGUGACCUUCAACAACCUGUCUUUCGCUUCGUCUCUGUUGGCAUGUUUCUUUCUCGUGAGCAGGGUUCCUCUGCAUAAGCCACUCGCCAUCUUGCUCAUGGCAGUCGACAUGUGCUUCUCUCUUGGUGCCCUUGGAAUAGCCUAUUGCGUCGGUGUUUUCAUGACCGAACCGCAGAAUAUCAGCUUCGUCAGGCAUUUGUCCAUCAUGAUAUCCGUCAUUAUCUUCUUUGCAAUUGUGGUUUUCUAUCUUCUUUUUUGCCUUUUAAUUAUCUUCAAAGAGUUCUUGAAAGGAAAUGAGACCAUUAAUGCUGCACCUUCAUCAUCAACUAUUGCUCCAACUCUAGAACUAAUCUAAAAUCCGUAGUAUUACUAGUAACAUAAAAAUUCAAUUUUUAGUUAUUUUGGGGUUUGGUUCC
Messenger RNA from Arachis ipaensis, 730 nucleotides. The record is from RefSeq and is a predicted model, not a curated record. NCBI's taxonomy places the organism in Eukaryota, Viridiplantae, Streptophyta, Magnoliopsida, Fabales, Fabaceae.